Messenger RNA from Sebastes umbrosus (honeycomb rockfish), 2978 nucleotides. RefSeq names its product ring finger protein 103 (gene rnf103). The record is from RefSeq and is a predicted model, not a curated record. The transcript has 7 exons. Lineage: Eukaryota; Metazoa; Chordata; Actinopteri; Perciformes; Sebastidae. Gene Ontology annotation, molecular function: ubiquitin-protein transferase activity. Gene Ontology annotation, biological process: protein ubiquitination. Bases 530 to 2635 code for a protein of 701 amino acids. Gene Ontology annotation, cellular component: endoplasmic reticulum.
UGUAGCUUGUUUACAUGUGUGAGGUGGAGCCGGAUGUGACGUCACCUAUUCUGUGUACACCAGCUGAUCGGAGCAUAAAAUCCUUCUCCGUCAUUCCUGUCAUGUUGUAAUGUUGUGAUAUCUGAAGACACAGCAACUGUCCGGACUAAUACUCCUCCUGUGACUACUGACAGUCAGAGGGAGACUGCGGCGCGUCCUGCUGACACCAGAGUCUGAGCGAGGCUGUUUGUUGUGGUCGUUACUAAGGCCUACCUGCGAUGCUAAGCUAACUAGCUGGCUGGCUGGCACCGUUAGCAGGACUCACUAAUGUAAACUGCAGCUGAAGGAAGUGAACGGUCAGGAGGAACAUCUCCCCAGCCACAACAAGCUACCAAACGAUGGAGGUGUAGAUAUCUGAUACUGAGCUAACAUCUGUAACAUCUGUAGUGGAUGGGUCCCGUCAGGAGGUGACUGUCCAGUGUCUCACAGACAGACAGAGACAGAGACCUUCUGUGGUGCCAGCAGCGCAGCGCUCUCCUCCAGCUCCAAGAUGUGGUUGAAGCUCUUCUUCCUGCUCCUGUAUUUCAUAGUGUUGUUCAUGCUAGCGAGGAUCUUUGAGGCGGUGGUCUGGUAUGAGACCGGGAUGUUCGCCACCCAGCUGGUGGAUCCGGUUUCUCUCAGCUAUAAGAAGCUGAAGACCAUCCUGGAGUGUCGAGGGCUGGGCUACUCCGGCCUGGCUGAGAAGAAGGAUGUCAGCGAGCUGGUGGAGAAGUCAGGAGAGUUGACUCAGGGGGAGCUGUACUCGGCCAUCAAGAAAGAGAAGGAGCAGACGGAGGCAGGAGACGCCACCACAACAUACUUCAGUGGAGAGAUGCACUUCUAUGAAUUAGUGGAGGACACUAAAGAUGGGAUAUGGCUGGUUCAGGUCAUUGCCCAGGACCGGGAAGCUCUGCUCAGUCAGUCCAACUGGGGGAAGAUGGUCCAGAAAGUGUCUCAGUUUGGGAUCAGAACUGGAACUUUCAACUGCUCUAAUGAUUACAGGUCGUGUAUCAAGCGUGGCUGGCAGCGCUCCACUCUCAUCAUGUCUGUUCCUCAGACUUCAGCAUCGAAGGGCAAAGUCAUGCUAAAAGAAUACAACGGCCGUCGCAUUGAAACGGAACACAUCUUCCGCUGGAUGACCUCACACGUGGCUCAUCGAAUCAAAACCCUGCGUCAUUCUGAACAGCUCGUAGAGGAGUGGCGCCCCGACCCCGCCCACCCGGUGAAGAUGUUCCUGUUCGCCCCGCUGGCCCAGCCGCCUGCCUUCUUCUCCUCGCUGUCCAUCAAGUUUACUGGCAGGAUCGAGUUCAUCUUCGUCGAUGUCCGUCACUGGGACAACCACAGCAGCCUAUUAGAGAUUGAUGUGACACAGAGCCCUGCCUACAUUCUCAAGAUGCCUGAGGGGAUUUAUCGCUAUGGCAACAGUACUGGGGAGUUCCUGUCCCUGGCUGCCAUGGAUACGUUCCUGCGUUCGGUCCAGCCGGAGGUCAACGAUAUGUUUGUCCUCAGUCUGGUCCUGAUCAACCUGCUGGCCUGGAUGGACCUCUUCAUCACACAGGGAGCAACGGUGAAACGAUUCGUAGUUCUGAUCCGAACACUUGGAACCUACAACUCCAUCCUGCUGGUGUCCUGGCUUCCUGUUCUGGCUCUCCUCCAGCUGUCCUAUCUGGACAAUCUGUACGGUUACAGUCUCAAGCUGCUCCGUUACGCCGACACCACCACGGUGGCCGGCCUGGUGAGAGCCGACUGGACCUUCUACUCGUCCCACCCGGCUCUCUUCCUGUCCACCUACCUGGCCCACGGCCUGCUGGUCGACUACUUUGAGAAGAAACGCCGCUGCGGCGUCAGGAGCCAAGAGGACAGCACCACCAACCUGGAGUGGCUGGCCAGUCUGUGGGACUGGUACACUUCCUAUCUGCUCCGCCCGAUCGCGUCGUUGCAGCAGGUCCCGUCUGAUGCCUCGGACUGGGAGGACGACCCCAACUUCAUACUGGAGCGUUUGGCUUUCCCCGAUCUCUGGCUUCGCCCGCUAAUAGAUACGGACUAUAUCAAAGCCCUGCCGACCUGGAGCUUCAGAGCUGUCGGUGAGGACAUGGGGGACGAGGACGGGUCUGGCGGACAGCUGGAUGAAGAGACAGAUGGUUCACAUUCAGACACGGAGAGCACGGAGCAGACGGAUUCUCCUCCACGCGGCAGCAAAAGACACGAGAGGUCGUCGUGCGAUCAGGACAGCGAAACGCAGCUCAACAACACGGACCCCAGCGGUUACUGUCAGUCCUGCUGUCGCCACGGGAAUGGAACCUCGCCAUCAGCUGACGGGGCGCCUAAGGACGGCCGCCUCGCGCCCAAAGGCGUCUCUAACCAUCAACGCUGCGAUUGGUCGGCGUGGCCCCGUGACAUGCUGCAGUGUUCGGAGUGCGUGGUGUGUUUGGAGAACUUUGUGAGCGAGGAGCUGCUGAUGGGUCUGCCCUGCGGCCACGCCUUCCACCAGCACUGCAUCGUGGUGUGGCUGGCGGCGGGCAGACACUGCUGCCCGGUGUGUCGCUGGCCCAGCUAUAAGAAGAAACAGCAGAGAGCCGCACCGAGCAGCUCCACCGAAAACAGUCUGCAGGAAUAACGAUGAAUACGUCGUCUUCUACUCUUCACCGUUCGUCGGCACAGAGCCCGCCGGGCAUCGAGAACCGUGUCAGAUAUCAUCACAGCUCGCUCGGGGUUGAAGUUGGGACUUAACGGAGAUAACAUUGUCAGUAGGUGUGAUCAGGGCUGCUGUUGUCAUGAAGCCAUCAAUCAGCUUGCUUCCAUUACUGUUGAAGGUAAUAUGCUGGCCAUAUAAUGGCAGACAGGUGACACUAUAAAAGGCCAGUCGCCGUGGUUCCUGUAUAGAGAGGAUAUUGAUUCACACACAGUAACCGUCGGUGAAGUCACGGCAAACUUCAUAGUGCAAUAAAAACACAUUUUUG